Camarhynchus parvulus is the source of this 1357-nucleotide messenger RNA. It is a transcript of the gene TMEM130, whose product is annotated as transmembrane protein 130. Lineage: Eukaryota; Metazoa; Chordata; Aves; Passeriformes; Thraupidae. The record is from RefSeq and is a predicted model, not a curated record. The coding region runs from base 77 to 1357 and encodes 426 amino acids. The transcript has 8 exons.
CUCCCGCUUCCAGAGCCGGCCCAGAGCCGCUCCCGCUUCCAGAGCCGGCCCAGAGCCCGUCCCCGCGGCCCCCAGCAUGCAGUGGCUGCUCUGCGCGCUGCUGCUGCUGCUGCUGCUGCAGCUCGGCCACGGCCGCUCCCCGCCCGCAGAGUUGUAUAGCCUGGAAAUAACCAACAAUGGUCCCAUCACAACGGGAGCUCAAGCUACUGUUCAGGCCAGGCUAAGAAUGAAGAACGAAAAUGUCACAUCAAACUGGUAUCACUUUAACUGGGUCUAUGCUCCUCUGAUUCUGAUAGAGAAAUCCGAGCAGCAGUUUAAUUCCAUAAUUAAUGUGACUGGUGAAUUCCCUGGCACUUUCCCUGUGUCUGUCUGGGUGACUCACAUAAACUGUUGGUUGUGUCGGCCGAUUGCAAGAAACGUCACCGUGCUCCAGAUUACAGAAUUUAUCACAGGGAACCUCGCCAUAGCCCAGAUAGAAGACAGCAGAGUUACCACACAUGGUUCUAGUUCCUCCACAGACACAAUGACUCGGAUUUCUUUCUCUCUUCAUGACCCAAGUCAUUACUUCAACUCAGCAUCAUUUGUCUACAGCUGGGAUUUUGGAGACGGAAUUUACCAGAUUACCAAGGAACCCUUUGUCUACUGCAACUGCUCCUCCCUGGGGAACCGCACGGUGCACCUGAAGGUCGUGGCUGAAUGGGAGCAGAUUGGGAGCAUCAUUCACGAAAGAGAAACGAUGCAGAAAACUGGUGAUUUUACCACAGCUCUGGAGCUCUUGGAUGCUGUUAAAAGUAUUGACAUCGUGGGCUCCAGAGAGACUCAUGUAAUGGAAAACUUGAAUUUAUCUCUUCAUAUCAAUGGCACCCCACCACUAGCAUUAUGCUGGCUUAUAAAAUCCGAGUGCAUUCCACUUGAAGGUGACAAAUGCCAUCUGGUGGAGAUCAGUGGCUCCUGCUACAACCUCAGCCACACCUUCAGGGACGCGGGGCAAUAUUGCCUCAGUGUCAGGGUGGAGAACGGCGUGACAAUGCUGCAGACAUACCACGGGAUCAAAGUGCGGCCAGCAGGAAUCCACCCAGCUUUCUUUGUCCUGCUCUGCACUGCUCUGGUUUCAGUGAUGCUGGUACUGGUGCUGUACACAACUUUUCGAAGUCACACACAACAAAAAGACCUCGUGGAGGUAGCCGACUUUGACUUUUCUCCACUGUCUGAUGAACACCGGUCUAAUCAUUCCAAGUCAGGCUGUGGCCCAGUAUGUUGCAGAUCAUGUUUUCUUCAACCAUCAAAAGAAGCUGCCUGGGAGAGUCAUGAACUGCUACAUUCACUUUACAAGCCAGUCAAAAUGUACACACUGUGA